CAUUUUCUAGUCGUCGUCUGUACUUUGGCUGAGAUAGCUGCUGGAUUGGCUGGGGAGAAAAAAUUAAUAAAAAAAAAAUUUUAUUGACUGUCACGAGGUGAUCUGAUAAUGGCAGACGUGGAACACAAUCCAGAAGAGGCCACGAGGCUCACAGUCGAGAAUGAAGAUUAUGGAGAAGAGGAGGAAUAUCCACAGGAAUUGCCGCCGCCGCCUGAUGGUGGUUACGGUUGGGUAAUUUGCUUCGCAAGUUUCAUGUGUAACAUGAUCGUGGACGGUAUCGCAUACACAUUUGGUCUAUUUUUGGGCGAAUUUGUCGAUUAUUUCAAGGAAUCCAAAGGAACAGUUGCCUGGGUCGGCAGUUUGUUGUGCGGCAUGUAUUUGCUGGCGGGUCCUUUGGUGUCGGCGCUCAGUAACAAAUUUGGAUGUCGCAGUGUUUGCAUCGCAGGAUCACUUUUGGCGUCAUUUUCGUUUGUCCUGAGUAUUUUCAGCACCUCUGUGACGAUGUUGAUGCUGACGUAUGGCGUGAUGGGCGGUUUGGGCUUCGGAAUGAUUUAUCUACCUGCUGUCGUGGCAGUUGGUUAUUAUUUUGAGACGAAACGAUCACUUGCAACAGGUAUCGCUGUCUGUGGUUCAGGCGUGGGAACUUUUGCAUUUGCUCCCUUGGCAAAUUAUUUGUUAAGUGUGUUCGAUUGGAAAAAUGCAAAUCUCAUUUUGGCUGGAUUAAUUCUCAAUUGUGCUGUUUUUGGGGCUCUAAUGCGUCCCUUGACAUAUCCGAAGCCGAAAAAACGCAAGCCUUUGAUGCAACGCAUGUACGAGGAGAAACAAGUGCAUUUACAACGAGGUUCCAUCAGCGGAUCGUACUUCAAAGUCCAUUUACCCGACGGCACUGUCGAAAAACGCUUGAAAAUGCCCGUCAACGCUGACCCGGGAGUCCACAGCAGCUUAGCUUUAGAUCAAUUAGCACAACCAAAUCUGCCUUCGGUGCCAACGCUUCCCACAAUCACGGAAUCCAAAGUGCAAGAGACGAAAAAUAACGGGCACGCCAACGGAAAUCAUCGCAAUCGCAGCAGCAACUCCGAAUCCGAUCAACCGGAAGCUUUGAACUCCCAACUACCACGUAACUCGUCGCAACCAGCAUUCGCAACGCAACAAACGGGGCUUCCAAAGAACACCAGCGUGCCAGUUUUCGAUCGUGUCCGCAAAUUAUCAUCGAGCGAAAAGUUCAAACCUUCCUUGUCUGCCAUUAAAGGAAAUUCUCGCAACGAAUUGCGACCCGAUAUGGGCGAUUACGAGACAACAGCGUCAAAAAUGUCUCUUUCCGGUACCGGAAAUCAACUUAUGGUGCGUCCCUUGUCCCGUAAAGACAUUUUCUACUCGGGUUCCGUGACAAAUCUGAAAGAAUACCAAUCACAAAAGUCACUCACGAACUAUCGAAACUCCGUUUUAUCACUUACGGCUUAUGAAAAGGAAAAAUUAAGAGAACAGGGGGAUGUUACUGCCUACGAUGCGACUGCACAAGAGUCUUGCGCUUGUUUGCCGCCAAGUAUCAGAGCCGCUUUAAGUACAAUGCUCGACGUGAGUCUCUUGAAAAAUGGCGCUUUCAUGUUCAUUGGCAUCUCGAACAUUUUCGGCAUGGCUGGAUUAUAUGUCCCAUUCGUUUAUAUCGUGGAUAUGGCGCAAAAUGACGGAAUUGAUGCCUCAUCAGCUACUUUCCUCUUGUCCAUCAUCGGAAUUGUGAAUACUUUUGGCAGGAUCAUUUGUGGGUACAUUGCCGACUUUCCGAGUGUCGAUGCGCUGUUCCUCAAUAACGUUUGUUUGGUCAUUGCGACAGUUGCGGUGGGGGCAACUCCCCUUUUUAGCACCUAUAUUGGUUACGUUUUAGUAGCAGUCGUGUUCGGUAUUGCCAUUUCCGGUUACAUUUCACUCACAUCCAUCAUUUUGGUGGAUUUGCUGGGACUGGAUAAGCUCACGAAUGCCUUUGGUUUGCUGAUUUUGUUCCGUGGUGCCGCGACAAUUGUUGGUUCGCCGCUUGCCGGAGGUUUAUAUGAUGCCACGCAAUCUUAUGCCAUUCCCUUUUUCGUUGCCGGCGGAUUAUUUGGACUUUCGGCAGUUUUCAGCUUUUUGGCGCCACUUUUGAAACGCUGUCAAAAAGAUUCCCCAGUGAGCAUUCAGAUCGACGAUGUUUUGACGCCAAUUGAGGAGGAUGAGGAAGACGCCGACGAUCAACCGAUCAAGUUUGGCGCGAAACCGACAGUUGUGGCAAAAGGUGACAAUAGCACGGCAUUACGACGACAAGACGAGUCCCAACUUUAAAUGUGAUUUAGACUAAAAAAAUACAAAAAAAAAUCUAGGUACUAAACUGCGAGAGAGAAGAAAGAAAUAUUUUAAUAAAAAAAAAAAAACUAUUUUAGAGACAACAAUAAAUGCAAUAAUAAUCAAACGUACCUUAUCUACGCCGCCGCGCUGCUACUGUAUAAAAAACACAUUAACUACGAGAUAAUCGCUACAAAGAAAAAAAAACUUUAAUCGCAGGUCCACACUUUUUUGUCAAUUAAUCAUUUGUUGAUCGGAGAUUUUGUCGAGUCAAAACGGAAAAUGAGCUUAAAAGCGUGUCAAGUCAAAUAAAAUUAAAAAUUUGUAAUAAUUUGUAACUUUUUAUUAUACAUUACCUAUAUAUAUUUAAUAUUAUUAAAUGUUUGAUAUAAAAAAAAAAUACGAUUAGGUAACAACACUUUUAGAUAAGAUGAAUAUUAAAAUUUUAUUGUUAAAAAAAUUUAUUAGUAAUGUUGAGUUGAUAAGAUAACUAAAUCUAACUCGGGCAGUAAAAUAAAUCAAGAGAGUUAGAAAAAAAAUUUUUUUUUGCCAUAUAUUUAAUAAAAAUAAGUUACUCAAGACAAAUUUUUAUAACUUUUGCCAAUACUCAAAAAAUAAUAAAAUAAAAUUAAAGAAAUAAUAAAAUCACAGCUUCAGAGCACAUUUCCCACCAUUUACUCAAAAAACACACACAAACACAAGAAAUAACACGAAUCAAUUAAGCAUUUUUGAGAAUCGUACCUGCCGUUCUGAUUCAGAAUCUGAAGUUUUUAAUAAUUAAUGCAAAAUGUCUAUAAAAAAUUAUAAAAUAAAAAAGUCCAGCCAGGUAUGUUAUAGAAAAAAAAAAUUCUAGUAGAAAAUGCUUACAAAUUAAAAAAAAAAAUAAAUAUAUAUUGAUAUGAAAAAAAAGUUAAAAAAUAAAAAUUAAAAGUCAAGAGUUAUACAUGUUUGUUAUUUAAAAAAUUAAUUAUUAUUUUAAAUUUAAUAGAAUAUAUAUUUUAAAAUAAUUUUCAAUUAAAAAUUGAAAUAAAAAAAUUAAUUUAAGAUUCGUGUUCAUUCAAUUAAAAUUUAAUAUUAAAUUUUUGUACAAGUAGAAUGUUUUCGAUCAUGAUUAUUAAUAUUACUUUACGUAAAAAAAAAAUUUGUAAGAGUCAUAA
Molecule: messenger RNA, 3470 nt
Organism: Culicoides brevitarsis
Lineage: Eukaryota; Metazoa; Arthropoda; Insecta; Diptera; Ceratopogonidae
Product: monocarboxylate transporter 14-like
Exons: 3
Coding region: 109-2313 (734 amino acids)
Biological process (GO): monocarboxylic acid transport; transmembrane transport
Cellular component (GO): membrane
Molecular function (GO): monocarboxylic acid transmembrane transporter activity
Source: RefSeq, a predicted model, not a curated record